AUGGGGCGAAUUAAGAAGAAGGGAACUUCCGGCCAGGCCAAAAACUACAUUACUCGUACCCAAGCCGUGCGCAAACUUCAGAUCUCGCUGCCGGAUUUCCGUCGACUAUGUAUCUUCAAGGGAAUUUACCCUCGUGAGCCCCGUAACAAGAAGAAGGCAUCCAAGACGUCCACGCCGAACACUACCUUUUAUUACACUAAGGACAUCCAGUACCUCCUGCACGAACCACUACUAGCCAAGUUCCGUGACCAGAAGUCCGUUGCGAAGAAGAUUGCUCGUUUCCUCGGCCGUGGUGAGGUCAGCGAUGCAGCACGCUUGGAGAAGACCCAUGCUCCCAAGCUCACUCUCGAUCACGUUAUCAAGGAGCGCUAUCCCACCUUUAUCGAUGCUCUGCGCGACCUCGAUGAUGCUCUCUCCCUGCUUUUCCUUUUCGCUACUCUUCCUUCGUCUGACCAUGUUCCCGCCAAGACCAUUGCUCUGUGCCAGCGUCUGUGCCACGAAUUCCAACAUUACCUGAUCAUCUCCAACUCUCUGCGGAAAUCUUUCUUGUCCAUCAAGGGUAUCUACUAUCAGGCUACUAUCCAGGGCCAGGAUAUCAUGUGGCUGGUUCCCUACCGAUUCGUGCAGCGCGUGAACGGCGACGUGGACUACCGCAUCAUGGCCACUUUCGUUGAUUUCUACACCACCCUCUUGGGCUUCGUCAACUUCCGUCUUUACACUUCGAUUGCGUUCACUUUGGAGGGUCGUACCGUUGGGGAGCAGCCAAAGGCCCUGGAGCCCAGCAAACAGACCAAUGGACACUCGAACAACGAAGUCUCCAAGGAAGUCCAGGCCAGGGUGGACGAGGUGAUCAAGUCAGCGGGACUGGACAAGGACCAGAAAGAGCAGCCCGUGGAGGCAGCUGAAGAAGACACUGAUGCCAUUGACCGAUUCGAGACCGCCGCCCCAGAGGCCGACACCCUCCCCCAGCCUGAUCUGAGCGGAAACGAGGCCGGUGCCCUUUUCGCCCCCUUUGUGUUCUACAUCUCGCGUGAGGCCCCCAAGGCUCCUCUGGAGUUCAUUUUGCGCGCUUUCGGCUGCCGUCGAAUUGGUUGGGACGUUGUCCUCGGCGGCGGUGCUUUCACCCAUGAUGAGACCGAUCCCCGUAUCACUCACCAAAUUGUUGAUCGCCCCCAACUGCCCGAGUCUUCUCUCCCGGCUAUCCCUGCGGCUAGCGAUGCUCCUCAGAAAGUGAAGGCUGGCACUCGUAUCCCCGGACGUACUUACGUCCAGCCUCAGUGGGUUUGGGACUGUAUCAAUGAGGGCAAGCUUCUUCGUGCGGAUCUCUAUGGGCCUGGUGCCACUCUUCCCCCUCACUUGAGUCCUUGGGUCAAGCCUUCUCGUGGUGGGUAUGAUCCUCGUGCUCCUCUGGCUGAGCAAGAAGAGGAAGGCGAGGCUGAGGAGGCCGAGGAUGCCUCUGAUAGCGACGAAGAGAUGGAGGACGAAGAGCCCGUUGAAGAGAAGCCUACUGUCACUGCUGAGGAAUCUGAAGACGAGGCUGAGGAGGCCGAGGAUGCCUCUGAUAGCGACGAAGAGAUGGAGGACGAAGAGCCCGUUGAAGAGAAGCCUACUGUCACUGCUGAGGAAUCUGAAGACGAAUCUGUUGAUGGCGGCAUGGAUGUUGCCGGCUCUGACGACGAUAGUGAUGAGGAAGACGAGGACGAGGAAGUAGAAGAAUUCGAGGGAGUCGAAGAGGGAGCCGAGGAUGAGUCGGGUGAAGAUGACGACGACGAGGCUGCUCGCAACCAGCAUCAGCGUGAACUCGAGGCCGAAGCCGCCGGUCUGCCGUUCUCAUCCAACAGCGUUGCUGACGAAGCUUCUAAGAAGAAGACUGCUAAGUCUAAGAAGCUUGCUGCCAAGAAGCGCCAGGAAGAGGAAGAGCUGGAGCGCCAGAAAAUGAUGAUGAGCCGCAAGAAGCGCAAGUUGUUGGAGAAGAUGACCUACUCCAACAAGAAGCAGUCUGAGGAGGCUGCCAAGCUUCGCUCUAAGCGACGCAAGCUGGAGAAGGCUCAGAAAUAA
Molecule: messenger RNA, 2058 nt
Organism: Penicillium chermesinum
Lineage: Eukaryota; Fungi; Ascomycota; Eurotiomycetes; Eurotiales; Aspergillaceae
Gene: nop7
Product: mRNA-binding ribosome synthesis protein NOP7
Exons: 4
Coding region: 1-2058 (685 amino acids)
Biological process (GO): maturation of LSU-rRNA from tricistronic rRNA transcript (SSU-rRNA, 5.8S rRNA, LSU-rRNA); ribosome biogenesis
Cellular component (GO): PeBoW complex; nucleolus
Molecular function (GO): RNA binding
Source: RefSeq, a predicted model, not a curated record